AUGCUUCCUCUUUCCAACCACAUCGAAACAAAACAUGAUUUUUAGUUCCAAAUAUUGUUAAUUUCUGAUAUUUUACGAAUUUUAUUAUAUAAUACUUUUACAAUUCAAAAAUAUGGCGGAUGAAGAAUUUGAUGGAGAUGGUUUUGAUGAUGGACCCGAUGAUCUGGAUGAUGAUAAUGAAUCAUUGGGAGAAAUGGGUGAAGGUCAGGAGGGAGGAGAAAAUAUUGAAGUGUUGACUGGGGAGGCAUCACAACGACCUCCAGGUCAAGUAGAACCUAGUAAACGUAUUACUACGCGCUAUAUGACUAAAUAUGAACGUGCUCGAGUAUUGGGAACUAGAGCGUUACAGAUUGCUAUGUGUGCUCCGGUCAUGGUGGAGUUGGAAGGUGAAACAGAUCCCCUACAAAUUGCUAUGAAAGAAAUGAAAGCAAGGAAAAUUCCGUUCAUAAUUAGACGUUAUCUUCCAGAUGGAAGUUUUGAGGAUUGGGCUCUUGAUGAAUUGAUCAUUUAUGGACAUUGAUUUUUGUAGUUUCAUCUGUGAAUAGGUCUAAUUCUCAUUCUAACAUGUAGCAUGAACUCAAAUUAAUCUUAUAGUAUUAUUUCACAGGAUGUACAUUAAUGUUAAAAAAUAUGCAGAUAUUAAGGAAGAAAACCUUGAAUUGAUGAGAAUUUAAAGUAAUAUUGAUUUCAAAGUCUCAGCCCCUGAAGGACUUUUAUAUAUGGAGUUGUAUUAUUUAGCUUUGUACGGGGUAUAUUGUGUGCUGUACAUCUGUAAUGACCGUUUUGAUAACUAGAAAUUACAUUUCAAGGAGAGUUUGUAAUAACAUUAAUGGCUUGACUUUACACAUUUUCUCAAGUUAUCAAUAUCAUUUUCAUUGUUCAUUUCAAUAUUUGGUGUUCUCCAGAUAUUAUUAAAUUUGAUGUACUUCUUGAAAA
Molecule: messenger RNA, 936 nt
Organism: Lottia gigantea (owl limpet)
Lineage: Eukaryota; Metazoa; Mollusca; Gastropoda; Lottiidae
Exons: 2
Coding region: 113-520 (135 amino acids)
Biological process (GO): DNA-templated transcription
Cellular component (GO): RNA polymerase II, core complex; RNA polymerase III complex; RNA polymerase I complex
Molecular function (GO): DNA binding; DNA-directed RNA polymerase activity
Source: RefSeq, a predicted model, not a curated record